Molecule: messenger RNA, 1051 nt
Organism: Frankliniella occidentalis (western flower thrips)
Lineage: Eukaryota; Metazoa; Arthropoda; Insecta; Thysanoptera; Thripidae
Biological process (GO): carbohydrate metabolic process
Molecular function (GO): beta-glucosidase activity
Source: RefSeq, a predicted model, not a curated record
AGGCUGACACGGCCACCGUUGCUGCCAUGACGCCUACGGUGCUCGUUGUGGCGCUGCUCAGCCUGGGAGCCGCCCGCGCCGGGCCGCUGCUCUCCGACGACCAGAAGUACAAGCUCCCGGACGAUUUCCUUCUUGGAGGUGGGACCAGCGCGAUCCAGACAGAAGGGGCCUGGGACACUGACGGAAAAGGAGUAAAUGUCUUUGACUAUUACUAUCAUUCGAUGAACUCGUCCGUUAGUGUGUUGAAUGAAGUUGCCGCCGACUUCUAUGGGCAUUACAAAGAGGACAUCGGCUUAGCAGCUAAAAUUGGUCUGAACGUUUUUCGGUUCUCAUUCUCGUGGUCGAGAAUCUUCCCAGAUGGGGAUUCGUCUCAACCAGCUAAUGCGAAGGGGGUGCUACAUUACCACAACCUUCUCGAUGAGUUACGUAAUCACAACAUCGAACCAAUGGUGACGAUAUUUCAUUUCGACUACCCACAAGCUCUAGAGGACAAGUUCGGCGGCUGGGCAGGCGACGAGAUGGUUGACGUGUUUGCAAACUAUGCGGACUUCCUCUUCAACGAGUACGGCAGCAAGAUUAAGUAUUGGCUGACAGUCAACGAGGCAGCUUUUUACUGCAACGUUCUUGGUGGAUCUUUCUUAGCUCCAGCUACUCUUACCACAACAGACAAGCAGAACUCGUGCCUGAAGAAUACAAUUUUAGCUCACGCUAAAGCCCACAAGAUAUAUCAAGAGAAAUAUAAGGCCAAGUACAAAGGACUGGUUGGCUUCGGCGCGGGGCCACAGUUUGCCCGAGCAGCUAGCAGCGCAGAGGAAGAUGUUACUACUGCCGAGAAUUCCAACGUCAACACUGGCCUCGGGCUUAGUAUCGACCCCUUAGUCUACGGCGACUAUCCGGAAGCAGUACGCAAUUCGAAAAAUCUUCCGGAGGGGGUGGUGGUGGUGGGCCACCUGGAGAUAGUGGCAGUGGUGGUGGAGGACCUCCUGCAGAUGGUGGCUCUGGAGAUGGCAGUGGCGGCGGUGGAAACAGCCCCGAUGGAUUUGGUGACGCU